UCAGUGGCUAUAAUUUUCUUUAAUCUAUGGCAUAAAAAUUAUACAAAAUAUUUUUGAACUUUUAUUUACCUUAUAAGUGCUUUCUUUAGUUGGGAAAUAUGUUAGUCCUGUAUUUUUGAUAAGGAACCCGAAAUCGAAAGAGGGUAAAUUAAUUGGUAAUGGCCACACAGCAGUGAAACUGGACUAGAUCCCAGGGUUCCCGUUUUACUUUUGUGCAGGUUGGAGAAAAGUAAGGAUACCAUCUAAUUACCCAUUCUUUAUCUUGACAGUCUCUUCAACAGGUCACGUUUAAGAGGUUUCUUGUACCUCCUGUUGCCAGUGGCUGGGACACAAUGGAUCACACAGGGGCAGUAGACGCUGAGGAUGAAUUGGGACCGUUAGCCCAUCUUGCUCCAAGUCCUCAAAGUGAAGCUGUUGCUCACGAAUUCCAGGAACUCUCAUUGCAGUCCAGUCAACACUUACCCCCUCUGAAUGAAAGGAAGAACGUGCUCCAGCUGAGGCUGCAACAAAGGAGGACGAGAGAACAGCUCGUGGACCAGGGCAUCAUGCCACCUUUAAAGAGCCCAGCGGCAUUCCAUGAACAGAUAAAAAGCUUGGAACGAGCCAGAACUGAAAACUUUCUGAAACACAAGAUUCGGAGCCGCCCAGAUCGUUCUGAACUUGUCAGGAUGCACAUUUUAGAAGAAACAUUUGCAGAGCCAUCCCUACAGGCUACUCAGAUGAAGCUGAAAAGAGCUCGACUAGCCGAUGAUCUGAAUGAAAAGAUUGCUCAAAGACCUGGUCCUAUGGAGCUGGUAGAGAAAAACAUCCUUCCUGUAGACUCCAGUGUUAAGGAAGCAAUUAUAGGUGUUGGAAAGGAGGACGAUCCCCAAACUCAGGGCGACUUCUCAUUUGACGAAGACAGCAGCGAUGCUUUGUCUCCGGACCAGCCAGCGAGCCAGGAGUCGCAGGGGUCAGCCGCAUCCCCAAGUGAGCCAAAAGUUAGUGAAUCGCCGUCUCCUGUGACUGCAAACACUCCAGCCCAGUUUACUUCAGUGUCCCCAGCAGUUCCUGAAUUCUUGAAAACUCCUCCUGCGGAUCAGCCUCCCACAAGGUCCUCAGCUCCUGUCCUCCCCACAAACACUGUGUCCUCAGCAAAGCCUGGGCCAGCACUGGUAAAGCAAAGCCAUCCCAAGAAUCCGAAUGACAAACACCGUAGCAAAAAGUGCAAAGACCCCAAACCGCGGGUAAAGAAGCUGAAGUACCACCAGUACAUUCCACCGGAUCAGAAAGGUGAGAAGAACGAGCCACAGAUGGAUUCCAACUACGCCCGCCUGCUCCAGCAGCAGCAACUGUUCCUGCAGCUGCAGAUCCUGAGUCAACAACAGCAACACUACAACUACCAGACGAUCCUGCCUGCGCCGCUCAAGCCACUCAAUGACAAAAAUAACAACAGUGGGAAUUCAGUGUUGAACAAUAGCACGCCCAGCACACCAAGACAGAACAUGUCUGUUCCUGUGAGAAAGCCUGGGCCGCUGCCUUCCAGCUUGGAUGACUUAAAGGUGUCGGAACUGAAGACAGAACUGAAGUUAAGGGGUCUGCCAGUGUCAGGCACCAAACCUGACCUCAUCGAACGCCUGAAACCCUACCAGGAAAUGAACAGCAGCGGUGUUGCUGCUGGCAGUAUCGUGGCCGUGCCCACCCCUGCCAUCGUCACCAGUAACCCAGAAGUCACCAUGGCCUUGCCAGUCACAACACUACACAGCUCUGUGACUAGCUCAGUCUCCACGCUCAAGGCAGAGUUGUCGUCCACGGGAGCCAGCAGCACAGCGCACGUGGAGAGUGUGAAUUCCCCUCUGCCCAUCUCACCGUCCCCCUCCGAGCAGUCCAGCCUCAGUACCGAUGACACCAACAUGGCAGACACUUUCACCGAGAUCAUGACCAUGAUGUCUCCUUCGCAGUUCUUGUGCUCAUCUCCUUUGAGAGUGACAAACAAUGAAGACAGCUUAAGUCCCACCAGCAGUACUCUGUCCAGUCUGGAACUGGAUGCCGCUGAAAAGGACCGAAAGCUUCAGGAGAAAGAGAAGCAGAUUGAAGAGCUAAAGAGGAAACUGGAACAAGAGCAGAAGCUCGUGGAAGUACUGAAAAUGCAGCUUGAGGUUGAAAAACGAGGGCAGCAGCAGCAGCAGCAGCACCAGCAGCAGCAGCAGCAGCACCAGCAGCAGCAGCAGCAGCAGCAGCGACCACUGGAUCCCCAGCCCAGUGCUCCAGCUAGCUCUGCCAAUAAGUUAGAUCAGAAACACAGCAGUGUUGCUUCCACCGUCAAAGACGAGGCCUCGCUCUCCGACUGCUCGAGCUCCAGGCAGCCCAUCCCAGUGGCCAGCCAUCCUGGGGGCCAACCCAUCUCUAUGGGCGGCCAGACCCUUGUUGCCAAAAAGGCUGUAGUUAUCAAGCAGGAGGUCCCCGUGGCCACGGCGGAGCAGCAGAGCCUGGUCUCGCAGUUUUACGUGAGUUCCCAGGGGCAGCCGCCACCCGCCGUGGUGGCUCAGCCCCAGGCUUUGCUGACGACGCAGACUGCUCAGCUGCUGCUCCCGGUGUCCAUCCGGGGCUCGAGUGUCGCCUCCGUGCAGCUCCCUGUCAGUAGCCUCCAACUCCAGACUCCACCACAAGCCGGAAUCCAGCCUCAGCCUCAAAUAGCAACUGCUGCACAGAUACCAGCCGCUGCCUUGUCCUCAGGCCUGACCCAGCCUGUUCCUCAGAAGCAAGACACUUUCCCACGGCACGUGCUCAGCCAGCCUCAGCAAGUCAGGAAGGUUUUCACAAACUCGGCAUCACCUACAGUUCUCCCAUACCAGAGACAGCCUGCUCCAGCGGUCCAGCAGCCUUUUAUUAGUAAGACAUCCAACAGCCUUCUCCAGUCCAGAAAUGCUCCGCUCCCAUCAGUGCAAAACGGACCCAACCCUCCCAGCAAGCCUAGUUCGCCCCCACCGCCUCAACAGUUUGUUGUGCAGCACUCCCUGUUUGGCAGCCCAGUCACCAAGACAAAAGACCCUCCCCGCUAUGAGGAGGCCGUCAGACAGACUCGCAGCGCACAGUCCUCCCUCCCAGAGGUUUCCAAUGCACAUAGUCAGCAGAUGGACGACCUCUUUGACAUCCUCAUCAAGAGUGGAGAGAUUUCUCUCCCUAUAAAAGAAGAACCUUCUCCUAUUUCCAAAAUGAGACCAGUGACAGCCAGCAUCACCACAAUGCCAGUCAAUACAGUGGUGUCCCGGCCACCACCCCAAGUCCAGAUGGCUCCACCUAUAUCCUUAGAACCUAUGAGCAGUUUAUCCACCAGUUUAGAGAACCAGCUAGAAGCCUUCUUGGAUGGAACUUUACCCUCAGCCAAUGAAAUCCCUCCACUACAAAGCAGCAGUGAAGACAGAGAGUCCUUCUCUCUGAUUGAGGACCUCCACAAUGAGCUGCUGAGUCAUUCAAGCAUGCUGGACCAUUCACACUCACCCAUGGAAACUUCUGAGGCCCAAUUUGCUGCCAGUACUCCCUGUCUGUCACUUGACCUUUCUGACACAAACUUGGACAACAUGGAGUGGUUAGACAUCACAAUGCCUACGACAUCAUCAGGUCUCACCCCUCUCAGCACCACCACUCCAAGUAUGUUUUCUGCUGACUUUCUGGACCCACAAGACCUGCCGUUGCCCUGGGACUAAAAUCACAGAGGUCCAGUCUCAGAGUUCAUGAGGUUAAAGAACACGAAAAUGAUUCUCAAAGGUCAGUUAUUAGAGAUAGAUCCAUAGUUGCAUCGUUGGAAUUAAAAAGUAUUGUCACAGAAAGAAUGGAUAGAAGGUCAUAGCCUGGAAACAAGUCUGAAAACCUUGCACUGCACUUGGCAGUGAACUUCUACAGUUUAACAUAGCAGAGGGCCUUCUGAAAAUACACGAGUCAGGGAGGACUCAUCUGUUGCUCCAGACUUCAGUAAAGAUGAAAAGUACCUUUAGAUGAAAACAUAGAGAAGAGCCACGUAUGCAGGAAAAUGACAUUAGGAUUCUCUGGUAAUCAACUACAUUUAAACCUCUGUGGUCACUUUACAAAAGACAGACAGCUCCACUCAAAACCUGAGGCCUGUGUGAGAGAGGUGAGAGAUCACUACGCUUGAUAUUUUCCUAGAGGUGGCCUGAGCCAAGCCCAAGACCCAGCGGGGCCACAGGCGGUGGAGAGCACUGGCAGUUGAGCGACGUGAUGCAUCCAGCUGAUGACUUUGGGUUCCAUUCAGAAACCUGUGUAAUUUUUGUGUGUGUGUUGUAGUUUAUUUUGUGAUUUUUUGGAAUCUUCCUUUAGAUUCCCAAAUUUAAAUUUUAAGUGGAAGAUCCUUCACCAUAAGCAGAAAGUGUCUACAAAAUACUGUCAUAAGUAAUCCACUGUAAAAAGUCCAGGUAUAUUGAUAACACUGAAAAUUACAGCCCUCUGGGUUGAUUAGAUUGAUUUUAAUGUGUAUAUUAGACAUUUGUAUGUACACCCUGACAUUAUCAUUUGUACAACCUACAUUGGGGUAAGGAAAUGGGUAUCCAUUAGUCCUACUUCUUUGACUAACUCAAAUAUUUCUAGAGUACUUGAGCCACAUGUAUUUCUGUAUUUAAAGACUUGCUUGCUGACUUUCAGGUAACCAGACCCAUCUCAAAGAACCAAGAAAAGGCUUUAGCAUGAAAUAUCUUUCUGAGCUGGUGAGUUGCAAGUAGAAGGCGAGGGGAAGUCUAUCAUCAACCCGGGACAUUCCCAUGUGGUCGCAGGCUAGGCCACACCACAAGGCCGGCUGCCAGGCCCAGGUCUGGCUGUCCCUCUUCUCUAGCUAAUCCCUGGGUAGUGUUUUACAGGCUUGUACCUGGGUGUCAUACCCAAGCUCUCACUAUAUUAUCAAGCCUAAAACUGUAAAACUGGAGGUUUUAUUAGUAGUUUUUUUGUGUUUGUUUUAUAUAUAUAGAAAAAAGGUAUUACAUAUUUGCUGAGUAGUUUCUUAAGAAUUUUCUAAAAUGCCAACUAUGGUGGGAUUUCCAAAUUUAUUUCAGGCUACUCACAUAGGUAUAUAACAAAAUGUAAAUAACUGAAAAAAAGAAAAAAACUGAAAGCUACCAGAAGAGUCUGGGGGUUUUUUAUUAAAGAAUAUUAUUGUCCCCUCCACCUCACCCUAUAUAAGCCCGGGGGUCAGGCUGAUCUCCCUGGUGAAUGUUCCUUUAGUGAUAUGCAGGAAGGCAGCCUGACCUAUCAUUUGGAAAGAAUUUUCUAAUCAUUUCUGGGGUUGUGUUUUACCUAGGAGCUGAGCUUCUUUCAGCUUUCGUGUUUGGUUUUGGCUUAUACGUUUUACUCCAUCUAAGAACACUGUUUUCCGGCAUCCAGUCAGCCGGACACUGGAGCCCUGUCCUGACUGGUACUUGCUAACUUGGAAGUGCGGCUGCGCCCUCAGACCUGUGUUUGAGGCAGAGGCUGUCCUGCUCAGCGGAAUCUGUAAGGAAGGGUUUGAGUCUUUGGAAACUGGUAAUCCAAUGCAUGGGAUCCAGCAACUCUCUGUUAAGCAGAACAUCGUCAUGUGACCAAGCCCAAGCAGAGCGUGCACCAUACUGGAUGUGAUGGGAACCCUUGAGUCAGGUUCCAUUAAAGGGAUCCUGUCUUCCGGGGCAGGAGUAUUUACUUGGGAAGGUAUUUCUUUUUGGUAGACCUUGGCUAUGGGUUUCUGGCCGAAAAUUUUGGUCAGGGGUUUAUCAGGUCCAUCUUUCGCCUCUGAGCACCAUCUCCAUUCAGAUCUGAGUGGCUUCCUAAGUUAACACCACUUAUCACUGGGACUGUAGGGUGCAACUGAACAACUCAUGCUGUUAACUCUUGUUGAAUCACUUUAUAUUUGCAUAAUCCUGAGUUGUGUACAUAGAUAGCUUUCUAGCCCUCAGGUCCUUUUAUUGCUUUUAAAAUAGGGUUUGAAACAUGUCACAGGAAGGUUGCUCUCCAAAAGUACACAACGCAGUGCAAAGAACGCUAGCUCAGUAGCCUGUCCUCUCUUGGCUGUGAGUUGCUGAAGUGCCCCCUUCACGUAUGUGUUCAAACCUGUGUGUAUUUAUUGUUUAAAAAGGCAAGGUGCCUGUAGUUAUUAACCCUGAAGCCAUCCCACUUGUACCAUUCCUCUUGGCCCUCACCGCCAGGCUCGAGUGGCGAGCCCCAGGCUCUGUGACGUCCGUGCUGCUCUCCAGGACGUUAACUCCACCUUCUGGUUUAGAGUGAGUAUACGGAAAUCGUGCAGCACACGAUGUGACCAAAGAUGAGGCCCCUGUGACCUCUCUCAGUGUACAUAAUGGUAAGUGCAACGGGGAAGGGUGUGCAUUUACUAAGGAAAAUGGUGUCUUUAUUUGUUUAAGGUUCGCCACAUAGCUACUAAAGCACAGGUCAGAACAGCCCAGUUGAAGUUUCAAGAUGCAUGGGUGUAGCUUAGAGGUAGCACUGUUGUGUAUCCUAUUGCAGAAUAUCUUACGUUGCCAAGAAAGUAACUAACUCCUAGAAAUGUAUUCUCUCACUUCCCAGUCUUAUUUCCCUUUAUAUUCUUGAAACACAGUAAUAACAACUGUAGCGUUCUACUGCAUCCAGCUAUCAGAGCAUGGUAUUGGGGGUGGGCUGAGUAAGAAGUUACACCAAAGCUUCUAUAAAGUCUUUGGAAAUCUGGCAGUAUGUGGUCAUCUUGUACAUUUCAGCAAAGCACCUACUAGGAAACCUCUUAGGCAGUUUUAAUGGUUUAUAUUCUAGUGUUUUUUCUGAAAUGUGCAAUCUACUGUAUAGUAUUUGCCACAUAUUUGUACAUAGAUGUAUUCUGAAUUCGUGGAAUUUCUUGCUCAGAUACUAUUUGUGUGUGUUUUAUAUGAAUAUUUUUGUAAUACUGAAGAGCUUAUUUAAAUUUCCUUUUUAAAAGCUGCAUGGUUCUGUGACCCGCGUCGCUGGCACUUUCUGGUUUCUAAGUACAGUUCACCCGCUGUGUCAGAGACAGCCUGGGGUUGGCCCCAAGCUCUGCCUGUCGAAGGAGAAGUCAUGGUCAUAAGAUGGUGCCACCGAGCUGUGCAGCAGGUGACAGUGAUGCCUGGGGCGUGUCCACCCCCUUGUCACCACAGCUGACUCGGGCUUCGUCCGCCCUCAGACCCUUCCAGACAGCCCAGCUCUCUGAGAGUCCUUUCAGGAUUCCCAGGCUGAAACCCGCGCCAACAGCUGACAAGACAGCAGUCCCCACAGUGGUAGGGCGGUCCCUUUACUGUCCUCAAACGGACUUGGCCUUGGAGAAGGGGUAAAGCACUUUGGUGGACUUGCUCCUGUUUUCAGGAGCCCGCCUUGUGGUCAGCCUCCCAGAAGCCCCGGGCAUCGGGAAGGUGGGGGCCUCGGGGCCCCCUGGGGACUUUCUGGGGAAGUUUAGAGAGAAUUGCUAAUCCGGGUCGACCAGCAGAGCAACACAGGUCCAUUUAACCAAAUUCACCAAUAACCCUCCAUUUUUUGCUAUCCACCUCUGCAAACGUCAAAGCUGAAUGUCGGCGACAGAGCAGAAUCCAGCGCACAAAUUGCCCUGCUGCGCUAGAGGCCACACGUUGAGCCCAAAGUUAUCCGAGAACAUUAACUGGAAGGUCAGUUUUCUCGAUAAACACAGCUUAAGAGUGCGUAAAUGUGUAUUUGGAGAGCAUCCUAACUGCGUUUCAGCUAAUCGUUUAAGUGAUUUCAGUCAAAACUGGAAAAUAACAACUAAGGUGUAGACAUUUUUUCCUGGCUCAAGCCUUCAAUAACUUGUUCAUUUAACAAUCCUUCUGGGCUGCAUGGUAAUCGACAGGUCCGUGUUUUUCGUUUUUGUUUUUCUCCCCCCACUUCACCAUUUCUUGCAGUAUCUGAGGAGAUGUACUAUUGCAAGGGGUUUCUACCUAAAAUCUUUCGUUUGAGGCCUGUAAUUCAAAAAGCUGCACAUGUUUACAAAAGAGCUCUUAUCCAAACUCUGCUCUGUGAAUCAUUAUUGGAAAAUGUCACGAUUUUGUGACAACAGGUGGCAAUCUCAGAUCUACACGGUGCUGUCUGAAGUCCAAUAAAACACGUUAUUGGAGAUACCAAAAUAACUGCAGUGUUUAACAGAGCUUUAUGCCAACUCCUGAGAUAAGGCUUUGACAAAGUUUAUACAAUCACUGAAACUCAUACCAGUUAUUACCUCUCUGCAUUAUGCUGUAAGAACACUUGCUAAUUUGGUAGGAGGAGGAGGAAGCGUUUAGGAAAGGGUUUAGUAUCUACCGGAAGUACUUAACGUCAAGUAACCAGUAGUAAUGCAAACUUGCUUUAAAGGAACCAAAGGCAUUGCCAAGUAUUUGCCAAAAGGAGGCACUUUUUAUUUAAAAGUUGAGACUAAUGAGAUCUCAAAAAUCAGUCCCAAAAAGGUAUUAUCCACUUAAGGUUAUAAUUUUCAACAAGAUGUAGAUAUUUCUCUAUUAUUUUCAUGUAAAAUAGUAUAGAUUUGUUUUGUUGGUUUAAGGAUAAUACAUAUUUAGUAGUAAUACAACUUUUUUUUUCUUUCUAGGUAGAAAUUAGUUUUCUCCUUUUCUUGCUUGCAGUAGACAUGCUUAAUGUGAGAGGUGUUUCUCUUAUUUUCAUUGUCAUAUUAUGUCUUAGCAUCUCACUUUAUGAAAAAAGGAGAAAGAUACCAAUCCACAGAGCCCUCCUUGUUGACGCACUAGUUUAGUGAACAAAAAAUUAUGGCAGCCGGGGGUCCAUUCAUGUAUUGCCUUUAUGUUGUUUUUUAAUAAAAAGAAAAACCAUGAUGCCUUUGUAUUUGCUGUUUGCACCCCUGAGAUCAAUUCCAUAUCGUGUUUGAAAUGCCAUACGUUUUGCACAUGUACUGUACAUAGGUAAUGCAUAUGUAUUUUUUUAUGUGUGCCCAUUUAUCAUCGGAUGUUUUGUACAUAGUGGCAGUAUUGUAGCUGAUCGGGAAAUGUUUGAUAUCUCAGCAAUUUUGCAUUUUUGUGUCUCAAAUAAAAAACAUUUUGACGUACUAUGAUU
Trichechus manatus latirostris (Florida manatee) is the source of this 9024-nucleotide messenger RNA. It is a transcript of the gene MRTFB, whose product is annotated as myocardin related transcription factor B. Gene Ontology annotation, molecular function: transcription coactivator activity. NCBI's taxonomy places the organism in Eukaryota, Metazoa, Chordata, Mammalia, Sirenia, Trichechidae. Gene Ontology annotation, cellular component: nucleus. Gene Ontology annotation, biological process: positive regulation of transcription by RNA polymerase II; smooth muscle cell differentiation. The record is from RefSeq and is a predicted model, not a curated record. The transcript is spliced from 15 exons. The coding region runs from base 333 to 3686 and encodes 1117 amino acids.